AUGAUUAACCCCACCUUCCUCGCCCAGAAGUCGCGGUCCUCCGCCAACUGGGCCGAUGCCAAGCGCCGGGUGCUGAAGGCCUACCGCGACUGGCUGCGCGCCGCUCCGGAAAUCCAGAAGAUGUACCAGCUCAACAUCGAGGUCUCCCAGAUCCGCACCAAGGCGCGCCAGGAGUUCGAGCGCCACAGAUACGUCCAGCAGCUCCAGACCGUCGACGUUCUGCUGCAGCAGUCGAAUGCCGAGUACCAGGAGACGCUCAACUACUGGAAGCAGCUGUCGCACGUCCUGAAGUACUUCAAGGUCGAGGAGGACCCGAAGCAGAAGCUGCCCAACAACUUCAUUACGGGAUUCCUUGAGGGUCGCAACUAG
Molecule: messenger RNA, 369 nt
Organism: Lasiodiplodia theobromae
Lineage: Eukaryota; Fungi; Ascomycota; Dothideomycetes; Botryosphaeriales; Botryosphaeriaceae
Product: Complex 1 LYR protein
Exons: 5
Coding region: 1-369 (122 amino acids)
Biological process (GO): response to oxidative stress
Source: RefSeq, a predicted model, not a curated record